AUGACCGGAACUCGUCACGCAGCCAACUUUGUGCCAGCUGUUGGCUCCAAAACGUCGAAGCUGCGAGACGCGCAACCACUGCAGGGCGAGUGCCGCGCCGUUCAAGGUCCCUGCGGCCGUGGAGCUAUCAAGCCGCGCAUUGCCGAAUCUGCCUCCGUUCCGCGCGACACGCCAUCGUAGUGCCGGCAGUUCUCCGCGGACGUGACGCAGACGAUCGAGGCGCUGCCGCUGGUGCCGAACCCGAAGCCCGUGCAGGUGCACGUGCCCAACUGCGACAUCAGCCGCCUGCCGCUCAUCGUGGGCGGCGAGAACGCCGAGCUGGGAGAGUUCCCGCACAUGUUCGUCCCAGUGAAGAGCUAUCAUAGGUCAGAGCGUAAUGCUGUUCGCCUACUUUCCACUGAGACUCUGGGACGUAGUGAUUAUGACAAGGGGAGGAAAGCAGCCCUAAUGCGAGCGAAACAGCCGUUUCAUUCCAAGACCAUUGUGGAAAGAUAG
Gryllus bimaculatus (two-spotted cricket) is the source of this 495-nucleotide messenger RNA. NCBI's taxonomy places the organism in Eukaryota, Metazoa, Arthropoda, Insecta, Orthoptera, Gryllidae. The record is from the annotation of a GenBank genome assembly.